AGGGACCGAAAGGGACCGGGAGGGAUCAGGAGCUGUCCUGAUGGACCGGGAGCCUCCCUGUGUCCUGGGAGAGCCGUAGAGGGCCCAGGAGCCUCCCCGUGAGGGCCCAGGAGACACCGGGAGCCUCCCCGUGGCCUAUGAGGGUCCGGGAGCGCUCCCGAGAGCCCUCAAUGGGGAAAUCUGCGCUCUGUGCCCGGUGUUGGGCCUGGGCUUGGCUGAGCGAGUGAUUCCCGAGGGAGAGGAACUCGAUGUGCCCUUGGAAGGGAGAACUGGAGGAUGGAGUAGAAGGAAAAGCCCCCCCCCAAAAAUACAGCUCGACAGGUGACUGAGUCACAGGUGGUGCAACAUGGCUGGACAAAUAUCAGAGUCUGAUCAGAUCAAGCAGUUCAAGGAGUUUCUUGGCACAUACAAUAAACUUACAGAAAACUGCUUCGUGGAUUGCAUAAAGGAUUUCACUAGCAGAGAUGUGAAACCAGAAGAGAUAACUUGUUCAGACAACUGCCUGCAGAAGUAUCUAAAGAUGACACAGAGGAUCUCCAUGAGAUUCCAGGAGUACCACAUCCAGCAGAACGAGGCUCUGGCAGCCAAGGCAGGACUGCUCAGCCAACCUCGCUAGAGCAGAGCACUGUGCUCAGACUUAAGCUGUGCCAGUGUUCCCUGGGCAAGAACACUUUGGGGGAUUCCUACUGUCAGGAUGUGUGUCAGCAGCUCAGAGCAGAGCUGUGGGUGCUGCUCAGGCAGUGGGAGCAGAAGGGUUAAACAGGAGCUCAGUCCUGGUGGCCUGGCAGUGGAGUUUGUUUCCACAGGGGAAUGAUGCAGAUACAACUUUACCCAGGGCCCACAGACUGGUGUCUGAAUUUCAGGGGUGGUGGGAGGGCUCACCUGCCUUUUGCUGAGACUGGUUGAGAUGAAUCAAUGUAACGUGGGGAAUACAGUUUUAUAUUUAAUUCAAAUAAACUCAACGGGAGCCAUA
Messenger RNA from Vidua macroura (Pin-tailed whydah), 973 nucleotides. It is a transcript of the gene TIMM9, whose product is annotated as translocase of inner mitochondrial membrane 9. The transcript is spliced from 4 exons. Bases 347 to 616 code for a protein of 89 amino acids. The record is from RefSeq and is a predicted model, not a curated record. Lineage: Eukaryota; Metazoa; Chordata; Aves; Passeriformes; Viduidae.